CUUAUCCCAUGUCAGACACACACCAGGUAGUGCGACUCAUAAAAGUGGGGUAGAUUUAGAUUCAUUUUUCUGUAAGAUACUCAUCUAUUUUCGUUUUGUCUUGAACCCAAUAAGAAUACACCGUUCUCCCAGUGGUCUUUCAUACAUACUUGUACAAUAUAUAGCAAAUUUUUUUUUUCGUUUUAUUCUUCCUUCAGUGGGGUGCACGCCGGACGGUGCAACGUCUGAUAUUUAACAACUGAUCAAACCAUGUCGGUACUCUGAUUCUCAACUACGAUGAUUCCGGUGUAGCAAUCUCCCUGAUAUAUUUUUUCCGACUUUUCGUGCUUGGUUGCAGAAAAUAAUACCGUGCACAAGCUACAAGUACAUGUAGCAUUGCAGCUCCAAAAUGCGACUCCACCACCUGGCAUGGACGCUGCUGUCGCAACUGGUUCAGGGUGGACUUGCCAGUGAGACAGUACCUCAAAAGGCUCCGGUCGUCGCGACUCCCACACGCAUCGCUGCAACUACGGUUCCUGCGAACGAGCAUCGAAGGUAUGCGAGGAAAACAGGCCGCGGGAAGGGGCUGCUUCGUGCGGAAAAAAUUAUUGACAGGCACGAGUGCUCCGACCACAACAGAAAAUCAACCAACGGAAGUGGUGCAGUCGAUUUUUCUGUGGUUUUGUCGCAUAAUGAUCAUGAGGCUUCAGUUCGUCUAGGCCACAGUUUGUCUGCGCCACAACUUCGGGUUUUGUGCUUAAGUAGUUAGCAGAAGGGCCUUCUACAAUUUUUUUGAUCAUGAUGUUCUCGACAAUGUGCACCUUCUUUCGCAACGACAUUCUUUGGCACACAACCAGGUCCCAGUGCUCGCCGGCGGGAGCAGAUUGUUCAGAAGCCGCUGCGGCAGGUUCCAGGGGUAGAUCACUCGACUGGUACGACGACAUCGCUUGCAGCAACCACUGUGGGCUUAGAGAGCCAAGUAACGCUAACCGCCGAUCGCGUCGGGAAGAACAAAGAAAGUUGCAGCGCGGACACUUGCACACCAAGAUCAGGGACACAGGAGGAUUCAGCGAAAGGUCAAGUUCCCGGCCUCACAGCGGGACGCCUGCUGGAUGACAUCCGAAGUUUGGAAGACGGGUUGAUGCUGGCGGCAACAAAGGACAGUCUGUUGAACCACAGCGACGGCAUUUUGAGCUUCCUUUCACCAAAAGAUACGGCUUCCCUACUGCAGGUGAGUAAAUUGCACUCGCAAAAAGACGCGCUGGGUGCAGCCGCGGCAACCGCUGCUAUUGCUCAAGACCAGAAAAACCGAAUGGUGGAAGCACGCACGGAGAGCUGCGAAGAUUUAUUUCUCGAGGUGCUGCGAGAAAGAGUUGGCCAGCGAAAACCGAACUACUACUGGAACCAAGAGACAGACGGGGGCUUCGAUUUCCUCCGGAAAUUUCAACGCGUCGUGGAAUUCCCGGACAACAAGAGGGAGCCGCCAAGCCAAACGGAGUGGAGCGUAAAUAAUUAAAUGCGUUUUAUGGUGCUCAGUGAAUUACUUCUCAUCACACAUAGCUACAUCACACGACGAUAGAUUUCAUUUCGUUUCAUACAUAAGGGUUGAAGCGCCUCGUCUCUGGCUUCUUCUUUGGUACGGCGUUUUCUUGACUUGAAAUCAUCCACGCCAUCCUAGGUCCUCCUUCUGAUGACGAUGGCGGCGGAAACCUGCAACCCUGCAACGUGGCAUGGUUUUACGGACAACGUUAAGGGCAACCUGCGAAGCAGAUACGGUCCGCAAAACCUUCGGCAUGGAUGUCACGCUGCAGACAGAGACUUCUUUCGUGAGGUGUUAGAUUUCUUUCACGAGGGCGUUGCAGAUGCAGCAUCCGGACCUAUG
This is a messenger RNA of Amoebophrya sp. A120, 1861 nucleotides long. The record is from the annotation of a GenBank genome assembly. Lineage: Eukaryota; Dinophyceae; Syndiniales; Amoebophryaceae.